UAGAAAUCAUAAAGGCCUUGUAGGCCUAUACUGCUUACUGUUUGUCAUUGUCAACUUAUUGUUCGCCAGUGCUGUAAAAUAAAACUGCUAUGGGCUAUAACGUAUAUAUGCGAAACCUAAACUUUUUAACACUUUGGGAACGAUAACAAAAGUAAUAUUAUGUAGAAAGAAAAGGAAAUGAUCUGUUAGAAAAGAGCAUUGUUAAUUGUUUAAAACGCGAUCAGGAAAUCUGGGAUUUAGAUGCGAAAGUUAUCUCAUCUUGCCCCUGUACUGCUACACAUAUACUCAUAUAGCAUAUCAAUCGUAAAUUAGGUAUAAGGAAGUACUGGAUUGUAUUUGUUAAAGCAUUAAAAUGAAGGUAAUUUACGCUGGUUAUGCUAAAACCGGUACCAAGACAAUGGCUGCCGUGUUCAAUGAGUUCGGCUACAAUACGUACGACUUCUUUGAGAACUCGUUUUACCUCGGUAAGGAUUGGGUAAAAAUAAUCAACGAAGGUGGAACCGUGGAAGAUUUUCGAAGAAUGUACAAAGGUGUCGAUGCUGUGCUUGAUUCGCCAACUUUUAUUUUUUGGGAGGAAAUAUCAGAAGCUUACCCGGAAGCUAAGAUAAUCUUUUCUGUGCGGGAUGAAGAAUCCUGGCUUCGUAGUUUGGAGAAGCAAGUACAUUCUCAUGUGUCUGAACCGAAGUAUCUUUUAAUGCAAAUGCUCUCUUACUCAGGAUGGGGCCUCUUUAGGUUUACUCAAGCUACUGCUCUUGUGGUUAUCGGUGCCGCAAUAAAGUGGCCUUGGGGACCAGUAAAUUAUAACCCAACAUUAUGGAAGAGAAUUUAUAGGAAUCACAACAGCAACGUUCUGCAAGUGAGUUCUCUGUUUAUAUCGCUGGUUAUUAAACCAUAUAGGAUAUCGUUGCCAGAAGGCUACACGCUUGAUUCUUACCCACGAUAAUUAAAAGUAGAUCAA
Molecule: messenger RNA, 958 nt
Organism: Ciona intestinalis (vase tunicate)
Lineage: Eukaryota; Metazoa; Chordata; Ascidiacea; Phlebobranchia; Cionidae
Source: RefSeq, a predicted model, not a curated record